Messenger RNA from Chaetomium globosum CBS 148.51, 312 nucleotides. RefSeq lists its product as uncharacterized. The coding region runs from base 1 to 312 and encodes 103 amino acids. The transcript is spliced from 2 exons. The record is from RefSeq and is a predicted model, not a curated record. NCBI's taxonomy places the organism in Eukaryota, Fungi, Ascomycota, Sordariomycetes, Sordariales, Chaetomiaceae.
AUGGAUAACACGCCUACAUCCAUCAAUAUCCCCGAGCAGCGCCAUCGGCCAGUCAAGGCCGAGGCCGGGUCCUCGCCGUCGUCGUAUUCGAGCUCCCCGAGUUCACCAGAGCCGUCUCCAAAGACGCCGUCUCGGGCGUCGCAUAACCAGAAGCCGCUGCAUUCCAGACGCCCGAGCUUGCUGAGUUCAUCACCUACCUCUCUUCCGGUCAAGGCUUUGUCUGGAACCCUGAGAUCUUCGUACCAUCGUUCUGCGACUACGACUACGUGCCACUCGAGCAGCGCCGCGAUCCGGUGCAUGAAAUUCACCUGA